UGCCCUGUUCGAGCGAGACUCAAUUUCCUUUCCAAGUCUCCUCCCAUUGCAAGUUCUUAGAAUUCGAGACGGUUGAGUAAUUGGGUGAAGGAGAAUCAAAGAAACCAGUUCAAAAUGCAUUCAUUUGGGUACAGAGCCAACGCUUUGCUGACCUUUGCGGCCACAAUACUCGCCGUCAUUUGUGCUAUAGCUUCCUUCUCCGAUACCCUCAAUUCGCCUUCACCCACAGCACAAGUUCAGGUUUUGAGCAUCAACUGGUUUCAAUGCCAACCCAAUGGAAACGAUGAGGUUAGCAUGACUUUGAACAUAUCAGCUGACUUGCAGUCAUUAUUUACAUGGAAUACAAAGCAGGUUUUUGUGUUUCUUGCUGCUGAAUAUGAAACCCCAGCGAACUCCUUGAAUCAGAUCUCACUUUGGGACGGUAUCAUACCUUCCAAAGAGAUAGCCAAAUUUCAGAUCCAUACUUCAAACAAGUAUCGUUUCGUUGAUCAGGGAAGCAAUCUGAGAGGCAAAGAGUUUAACUUGACAUUGCAUUGGCAUGUGAUGCCAAAGACAGGCAAGAUGUUUGCAGACAAAUUGGUGAUGUCUGGAUACCACUUGCCAAAGGAAUAUAGAUGAGGAGAUUUCUCCAUUCAUUGUAAUUUCUGAACUAAACUUUUACAUAGGUUUUAGCCUCACCUUGUUAAUCAACAACGUUACAAACACUGAACAUUUCCUGAAGGGAACAGGAAGAGGAGGAAUUGAAGUGUGGCGUUUUCCAAGGCCAUUAUGAAUUGAUAUAACACAGUUUGGUUCUUUCCCCCCCCCCCUCCAUGUCUCAAUUACAUAGUCUUUGUGGUGGCAGAUGGCCCUAAAUUUAGGUACUGAUCUA
This is a messenger RNA of Cucurbita maxima (winter squash), 871 nucleotides long. RefSeq names its product signal peptidase complex subunit 3B. Gene Ontology annotation, biological process: protein targeting to ER. Gene Ontology annotation, cellular component: signal peptidase complex; membrane. Bases 115 to 618 code for a protein of 167 amino acids. Lineage: Eukaryota; Viridiplantae; Streptophyta; Magnoliopsida; Cucurbitales; Cucurbitaceae. The transcript is spliced from 6 exons. The record is from RefSeq and is a predicted model, not a curated record.